Messenger RNA from Vigna umbellata (rice bean), 1527 nucleotides. NCBI's taxonomy places the organism in Eukaryota, Viridiplantae, Streptophyta, Magnoliopsida, Fabales, Fabaceae. The record is from RefSeq and is a predicted model, not a curated record.
UUCUUCAUAUAGUAACGCACUUGGCACAUUACAUAACCUUAAAGUACUCUGUACUCUCUCUCUCUCUCUUUCUCUCUCUCUCUCUCUCAUUGUCAUAUCUUUGCUAGGUCCAUCAAACAGGCAGUGAUUCCCCCAGCUUCCACAUCAAAUGAACCCAUAAUCAUUAUCAUCAUCACACGCCCCUUCUCUUCUCUUCUUCCUUCUUUCUCUCUCUAUUUACAGCAGCUCUCAAUGUCGAUAAACCACUACUCACCAGAAGCCAGACUAUACUGGACCGACCAACAUCAAGCCUCAACGUGGCUCGGAAACUCUCACACUCCUCGUUUCAACCUGAAUGACAACCAGGAGGAGGUGGACGAGGAGGACGAGGAGGUGAUGGAGAAAGCUACUGCUGCUGGUGCUGGUGGGGAGGCGGCGGCGGAAGAGGAGGAGAAGGAAGCGAUGUUCGAGAAGCCGCUGACGCCGAGCGACGUGGGAAAGCUGAACCGGUUGGUGAUCCCAAAACAACACGCGGAGAAGCACUUCCCGCUGGAGUCGUCGUCAUCGUCGUCGUGCGGUGACAGCGCGAAGGGCGUGUUACUGAGUUUCGAGGACGAGUCCGGGAAGUGCUGGCGUUUCCGUUACUCUUAUUGGAACAGUAGCCAGAGUUACGUUUUGACCAAAGGAUGGAGCCGUUACGUGAAGGACAAACGCCUCCACGCUGGCGACGUUGUUUUCUUCCACAGACACCGUACCCAUCCUCAACGCUUCUUCAUCAACUCCUCCCGCCGCCAAGCCAACCCCCCCGCUCACGUUACCACCACCGCAACACCCUCCUUCUACUCUGCGCACCCUUAUCCUGCGCAUCAGCUCCCUUUCCCAUACCAAACUCAGUCCCUUCAUGCACCACCAGGUGGAGGGUCCCAAGGACAGAACCAAACGACACCGGGAGGGAACAGUUCAGGUGGCAGGGUGCUGAGGCUGUUUGGGGUGAACAUGGAAUGCCAACCUGAUAAGGAUUCCCAAAACUCCACGCCACUAUCCUCUUACACUCUCUCCUCAACAACAACAACAACAACACUUUCCCACCACCACCUCUUACACCCUCAUACUACUACCUCUUUUUCUUCUUCUUCCUCCUCCUCCAACCCUCACCAUCACCACAUGCUACGUCAACAACCGUAAUAAUACAAUUACAAUCAAUCACCUUUAAUUCUCUCUCUCUCUCUCUCUGCCCUUAAUUACUUUUAGUCAAUCAUCCUGCCAUUAACAUCAACCCCUCUUUAUUCUAAGUAUAUUUAGGUUGACGUUAAGAUUGUAGACGAUCUUUCUUGUCUUGAAUUAGGGAGAUGCAUGCAAAUGGAAAUGCCUUUGUAUUCGUUUUACCGGAUCUUCUUGUUCCCUCUCACUCCAGCAUAUUUAUUUUAUUAUAAACCAAGCUGUGAAUGCCAGAUGGAUCGUCCAACAUCUUUUCCAUCAACUUUCCCUCUUAUUAUUAUAUAUACUAUAUACAUUCGCACACUUUAAAUCUCACCAAAUUACAGUUUU